Molecule: messenger RNA, 1162 nt
Organism: Symbiodinium sp. CCMP2456
Lineage: Eukaryota; Dinophyceae; Suessiales; Symbiodiniaceae
Source: the annotation of a GenBank genome assembly
GAUUAAGAAAUCAACUGCGGCAGAGGAGUUCAUCGCUCUUCUGGACAAGGAGGUGGAUCGCCCGUCGUUCAACGCCCUUCACCUCUCAGCGGCCUUUACGCGCUUGGCCUUCUUCGCGAAGCGACGGAAGCUGAACGCUGCAGCUGUUCGGAGCCCUUUGUGGACCAGGUUGUCGGCCAGACUCCAGCUACUGCUCAAGCAUGGAAAGAUCCCACCGCGUGCAGCUGCUAACAUCCUCUGGUCCAUCGUUCCGGUUUCGCAAGCAUUUGGCAAGCAGCUUCCAUGGACUACCCCAUCUUUGAUCCGUUGCGUGAAGGACCAGGCCGGAACUAUGAAUGCCUUUGACCUGGCCAACUCCCUCUGGGCUGUGGCAAGACUUCAGGAGGAGGAGCCCGAGGUCCUAAAAGCGGUGCCUGCCCUGGCUGCACACAUUCCGCGCCAUGUCUCCGAGUUCGUUCCACAGGCUUUGGCAAACAUCCUCUGGAGUGUGGCCAAUUUGCACGAGAAGGCCCCUGAAGCGUUGGCCGUGGUCUCCGUGGUUGCAGCGCGCAUCCCGCGAAGGGUCUCGCAGUUUAACCCCCAGGACUUGUCGAACUGCCUCUGGGCGGCUGCGAGCCUCCAGGAGGCUUCGCCCGGGGUCCUUGCAGCUGUGCCUGCCAUGGCUCAGUGCGUACCGGGGAAAGUGGAGCAAAUGUUGCCGCAGCAUCUGUCGAACUGUAUGUGGGCAGCAGCAAACCUGCAAGAAAGCACGCCGGACGUUCUGACCUUCGUCCCGUCGGUGGCUGAUCGCAUACGCAAGGAAGUCGACAGAAUGAUCCCACAAGCGCUUUCGAACUCCUUGUGGUCAGCUGCGUAUCUGCAACAGGCAGCACCAUCAGUGCUCCGAGCGGUUCCCGCAAUCGCACGCGCCAUUCCGAGAAAAGCAGAUGGAAUGAGUCUGCAAGAGUUGUCGAACUGCUUCUGGGCCUCUGGAAGCCUCCAAGAGGCAGCUCCCAUUGUCUUGGCAGCUAUCCCUGCACUUUCAGAGCGACUGCCACGGAAGCUCCUAGACAGCAUGGCCUCGAAACAGCGAAGUGGUGGGCUACAUUCAAAGGACAAGCUGCACAGGAGGGCAACAAGGCUGCCCUGGCAGUUCGCUUACCGCGCAAGAUGGCGGACAUGA